Ustilago hordei is the source of this 426-nucleotide messenger RNA. RefSeq lists its product as uncharacterized. The transcript has 2 exons. The record is from RefSeq and is a predicted model, not a curated record. Lineage: Eukaryota; Fungi; Basidiomycota; Ustilaginomycetes; Ustilaginales; Ustilaginaceae. The coding region runs from base 1 to 426 and encodes 141 amino acids.
AUGGACGCCAAAGGUGCUACUACUGCCAGAGGUGAGACUGCUAUCAGUCGAUUCUGUGCCAAGAACCCUAAUACUGAGCUUCACACAGUCAAAGCUACCACUACUGCUCCCACUCCCACUCCCAACAACAGCCAAAUUGUCGCCUGCAACCCCACUCCUGCUCCUCCUGAGGAGUGUAUUGUCCUCCUUUACACUGCUUCUCCCCCUCUUGAGCUAUGUGCUGGUCCACCAUGUGGUCAACCUUAUUGUCCUGCUCCCAUCCAUGCGGUCGCCCCUAUGUCUAUCCUCCUGCUCCAUGCGGUCAUCCUUUUGACAUGUGUGAAACCGUCUCCCCGUGUGGUAACCAUAUGUGUGGUUCCCUUCCUCGCAUGUGAUCACCUCCUGCCUGUCCCUUCCUCUUUCAACAAUGGAGAACUCCUCCUCUGA